Molecule: messenger RNA, 105 nt
Organism: Phytophthora nicotianae INRA-310
Lineage: Eukaryota; Oomycota; Peronosporomycetes; Peronosporales; Peronosporaceae
Exons: 2
Coding region: 1-105 (34 amino acids)
Source: RefSeq, a predicted model, not a curated record
AUGGAGGAAGCGCCACAGCUCGAUCCAAUUGUGAAUGUGGUGGUAAAUAUUCUGCUGCAAAUCACCAUGUUCAUGUUCGAUCGCAGAAGCACAAGCGGUGGCUAG